Messenger RNA from Gigantopelta aegis, 7823 nucleotides. RefSeq names its product vascular endothelial growth factor receptor kdr-like. Gene Ontology annotation, cellular component: signaling receptor complex. Lineage: Eukaryota; Metazoa; Mollusca; Gastropoda; Neomphalida; Peltospiridae. Gene Ontology annotation, molecular function: ATP binding; transmembrane receptor protein tyrosine kinase activity. Gene Ontology annotation, biological process: protein phosphorylation; multicellular organism development; cell surface receptor protein tyrosine kinase signaling pathway. The record is from RefSeq and is a predicted model, not a curated record. Bases 224 to 4375 code for a protein of 1383 amino acids. The transcript has 24 exons.
AGUAGGGUAGGUCGCUAAUGCACGAACUGAUCGUUCGGAAUAACGUUAUCAACAACGGCGAGAAUCUUCAUUUGAGCAGCUACAUGACACACAGUUAUGGAUAUAAGUGUCUAAGUGCCAUUUUCACUAAUAUUUCAUAGAUCGUAUCAUGAAUCUCCAAAUAACGUGUCAUUAAGUCUGUGGCAGUGUAGGGUAGGCCUACCUUGAGAUUGCUAAACUGAACAUGUUAAAGAUGUCAAAAUUAUGUGUUAUCCACAGUAUUCUUAGUUGGAUAUACAUUGUAUGUGCUCAGAACAACAAUGUUGCUCCCCGAGCCAGCGACCCAUACAUCGACACGCUCAACAAGACACUGCUACUCAACAAGGGAGAUAACUACACUCUAGUGUGCACUGCAUGGAAGAUGAUACAGUGGGACAUCACUGCCCCGGGGGCGGGGAGUUUUCCCGAGCCCCCUGACCACAGUGUCGUGAUAGAGGACAUGCCACUAUCCGAAGACUCGCAGAUUUAUAAGAAAAGACUGAACAUCACCAACGCUCAGUUUUACGACACUGGACGGUAUUCCUGUUACAGUAUCGACCAGCGAACAUCCAAUAACUCCGUUUAUAUAUAUGUUCAAGAUCCAGACAACCUGUUCGUUCCGACGGGCCGGGAGCCGUACCCAAUCCUGGUGUUGGUUCGUCAGGCCCAGCGCACCGUGAUCCCGUGUCUCGUCACCGACCCGGACCUCAAGGUGCAGCUCAUGAAGGUGCAGGGCAGCCAGGCGGUCAGCGACAUGGACGGGGUGCAUUACGAGCCCCAGGUUGGCUUCAUACUCGAAUACCCCAACUACUUCUUUGGGGGCACGUUCAACUGCGUGGCGGAGAAUGAAAACAUUACCGAGGAAGUAUUGAUUUAUCUGCAAUAUAUGCCGACUGCUAUUCUACCAUACGUUGACUUGACGUCCACGGCCUAUUCUGUAAUGUUGGGGGAUGACCUGACUUUGACGUGUAAAGUUCGGAUCGACAAGGACCUAGUGCUGUUUAUGAAGUGGAGCUAUAAAUUCAAAGAUUCUGCCAAGAAUCACUAUCUGAGCAAAGUGGAGAGAAUUCCAGUGAAGGGUUCCUACUACGUGUAUGAUAUUUUGUCCCAGCGUCUUCACAUCCGAUCUGCAACCUUGGAAGACGCCGGUGUGUACCGAUGUAUUAUCGAAUCUCACAGUGGACAGUCGAAAUAUGCAGAACAAACUAUCUACGUUUAUUCAAAGACUUUUGUACAUCUGAAUCCAUCAUCCCCAACAGUGGUUGCUAUUGAAGGACAAAACCUCGCCUUCCUCAGGGUGUCCAUGAACGCUUUUCCAACUCCAACUAUAGAGUGGUAUUUUCGAGAUGAGAAGCUAACACCAGGCCCCGAUUACGUUUUUGAGCAGGUGGAGCAUGACGUGGCUCUCAACAUAAUUCUGCCGAAGACCUAUCACAGUGGAAACUACACGGUUAAGGCCUACACCAGAGAUAUGAACUCCUCUGUCUCCAUCGAACUUCAAGUUAUGGGCAGUCCAACAGUAACUGUGAUGGCGUACCCCUUCUAUCAGUUCUUCGAGGUCGACAAGAUGUACAGUCUGACUUGUUCUGCUGGGGGCUGGCCCGCCUCCACCCUGUCCUGGCUGUUCAAGCCGUUCUCCUCCGUCAACUGUAGCACCGACUGCUGGCAGAACAUCACUCACACGGAGAAGACGUUCAAGAGUGAACUCACUGUCACCGCCACCACAUCCGGAACUUACAACUGUACGGCAACGAACCCAUACGGAACCGAUUAUGACGAGCUGCCAUUUAUUGUGAUCGAUUUGGAUGCGACAAUCUACAAGAAUGGACUGGGGAUCCUGCCCAGUGCGUACGACAUUGUCAAGGGAGACCGACUCAUUCUGGAGUGUCGUGCCAGUCUGUGGAAGUACAAAUCGUUACAGCUGACCGGGUCGGGGCACACCACGGUUGGUUCGGUCAUCGUCACCGAUGACGAGACCACCAUGGGCACGCCCACGCCUCCCACAUACAACACAACCGACCAGGGCAACCGGUCCAUCGUCAUCGGCAACAUCGUCACGCAGGCAGCCAGCAGGAUUCAAGUCGUGUUCGAAAGGACGCAGUAUUCUUUAGUGGCGAAGAUGAUAAUUAAUAACUUGAAGAACGAGGAUGUUGGUUCCUAUGCAUGUAACGCCACUGACGAGUUAGGUGAAUGGGAGGUGGUCACGUACGACCUCUCACUACAAGAUAUAAUUCCACCAUUUAUUUCUGAGCAAACGUCGGGUCGUAUUCGUGUAGCGGAGCUGGCAUCACUGUCGCUGGAGUGUGUGGUGGGAGGUCACCCGGACCCAGCUCUAUCCUGGUACAAAGACUCGGUCCUCGUACAGGAAAACAACACACUCAACAUCAGUUUCUCUGUCGAUCACUCACGAUUAGUCAUCGAGGAAGCUCAGAUAGUGCAUGCUGGGAACUACGUGUGUGAGGCUAUUAAUUAUGGAGGAAGAGUACAAAGUACAAACAUGACACUGCUUGUUGGAGAUGAACCAGCGGCUGCCGGACUGACCCCAACACACAUCGGCAUCAUCGUGGCCAUCUUGUUUAUCCUGAUCAUCGUCCUUAUCAUUGUCAUUAUUAAAGUUCGCAACUACAGGCUGGGAUACCACAAGGAGCUGGAGCAGUAUCUGAUGCAGCCCAAGGGAGACUACAACCCCGACCUGCCCAUCGACGAACAGACCACGUGCAUCUCGUACGACCCCAAGUGGGAGUUCCCCAAAGACAGACUCAGACUUGGAAUGAUUCUGGGACAGGGGGCGUUUGGCCGAGUGAUGAGGGCGGAGUGUAUUGGUAUCGUCGAUGGUGUUGAUGUCACCACAGUUGCUGUCAAAAUGGUUAAAGACUGUACAGACAAGGAACAAAUGAUGGCUCUGUACUCAGAAUUGAUGAUUCUCAUCCACAUAGGCCAACAUCUCAACAUUGUCAACCUGCUAGGUGCCGUCACCAAGAACAUUCGCUUUGGAGAGUUGUAUGUGAUAGUCGAGUACUGUCAUUUUGGCAACCUGCGCCAGUACAUGUUGAAACACAAGGACCACUUCAAGGACACGAUGGAUGACUAUGUGGACCCAGCGGCCGAGAAACAGCGGGAAGCCCAGAGGGAUAAAGCCAAGCCAUACUAUGUGAACAAGGCCACCCCCGGGACCAGCGCGGACCUCAUUGGACCGCCACUCACCACCAAGAAUCUCAUCUGCUGGGGUUUCCAGGUGGCGCGAGGCAUGGAAUACCUAGCUGCUAAAAAGUACAUCCAUCGUGACCUGGCCGCGAGGAAUGUGCUGCUGGCGGAGGACAACGUGGUGAAGAUCUGCGACUUCGGCUUGUCCAAGGACUGCUAUAAAGAUGCAGAGUACAAGAAAAAAGGCGAUGGUCCAGUUCCUGUCAAGUGGAUGGCACUGGAGUCGUUUACUCACCGGGUUUAUACAACCAAGAGUGACGUGUGGGCAUUUGGUGUCUUCUUAUGGGAGUUAUUUUCACUUGGUGGAAAUCCUUACCCUGGAGUGGAGAUAAAUGAGAAGUUUAUCGGAUUGCUCAAGUCAGGCUAUCGUAUGGAGAAGCCGGAAUAUGCGACAGAUGAAAUAUUUAAACAGAUCAGACAGUGUUGGGCAGCAGAUCCAGAGGAACGGCCGACUUUCUCUGAGUUGGUGACCAUCUUGGGUGACUUCCUGGAAGCAAACGUCAAACAGUAUUACCUUGACCUGAGUUCCCCAUACAUGAAGAUGGAGGAGCAGUUGAAGAUUGAAGACCAGUCCGAGCCAUCUACGUCUGGGACACAGAACGACGGUUACCUCAAGAUGUCGGGAUCCCCGGACUACACCCCGAUGUCCCCGACCCUUGCCGAGCCUGAGACCGUCAGUCUGUCAGACGGCAGCGAGCAGGGUGAUGCGAACCACUACAUAAACCAGCGCAUGUGGCGCAAGGAGAAAGCCAACGACGUUGAGAUGCAGCCGCUCUACAAGAAGUCGAGUACGGGGACCAAGAAUUCGCCGGCUUCCCGGGCGGGGUCCACGACAAACCAGCUGCCAGCCGAGGACCGGGUGCGAGCCGAAGUUCACCAGCAGGACGAUAACGACAGCGGCCAUUCGAGCAGCUACGCCCCGGGUACCUCCCCCAUGGAGAACAACGGCUACCUGGUGCCCAAGGCUGUGGACGUGUUGAUGGGUGGUGGCGAGACUGAUCCACUGUUCAGCGAGAAGGACAAGGGUAGUGACUCAGGGAAUUGUGUGUCGGGAGCAGGGUUCCCGCCCGACUAUCGGUACAGUGACUUGUCUCCCCCUGAUUACAGGGCUGUCAUGGAGGACGCGGCUCAUCAUGACUUGCCGCCAGUCUGAUUGGUUGUCGGUAUAAUUUGCCAUCAAUUUUGAUUUGGUCGCCAUCAUAAUAUAUCGUCAGUUUGAUUGGUUGUCAUCGUAACAUACCAUCAAUUUGAUUGGCUGUCAUAAUACUUUGUCAGCAGUUUGAUUGGUUGUCAGCAUAACUUACAAUCAAUUUUGAUUGGUUGCCAUCAUAACAUACCAUCAGUUUGAUUGGCUGUCAUAAUAUUUUGUCACUAGUUUGAUUGGUUGUUAGCAUAACUUACCAUCAAUUUUGAUUGGUUGCCAUCAUAAAUAUACCGUCAGUUUGAUUGGCUGUCAUCGUAACAUACAUUGGCUGUCAUAAUGAAUUUAAAACCAGUUUGAUUGGUUGUCAUCCUGACUUAUCAUCAGUUUGAUUGGUUGUCAUCAUGACAUAUUGCCAAUUCGAUUGGCUAUUCAUCCUAACCUGGUGCCAGUUCGAGUGGUUGUCGUAGUAACCUACAUCCAGUUAUAAACUUGUCAUUUUAACUCAUUGACAGUUUCAAACUCAUAUCACUGAUCGUUAUUUUCAUAAUUGUAAGUCUUACGGCAAAAGAUAUGAAACCAUCCAAAACAUAUAUCUAGUAUUGAUGAUUUUUAUACUUAAUGUGAAGCCUUGGUUUCCAAAUAUACUUGAUGAACAUUUGUUAAAACCUUCACGUUAAGAUGCUACUGAUGUAUCAGGGUCAUCCCAAGAUUCUUAUUUGUAUUCAUCAAAAUAUUCACCAAUCUUCAAUUUCUUUUGUAAUUUACAGUAUAUAUUCACCAAAUACUGUUUGACAUUUCAGCCACUAAUAUUGGCCAACGACAGUGCGAGCCAUGUGUAUAACCAUGUCAUUUGUCAUCAAGAUAGAGUAUUUUUACAUAGACACAAACUAAUAUUGUCACAACUUACGCAGAUUGCUGCAGCAGACUUCUUAUAUGAAGCAAGACAUUUUUAAUGUCGGUUGUUACCCAACAUGUUUUACUUUCAUCCAUCUACUCAAGGACUCAGAGAGCAAGCAUAAUUUUAUUAUUUUUUGCAUCUUUGUGAUGUAUAUUGAGAUGCAUUUACUGUCAAACUUGUAUCACAUGAUUGACCUACUUAAAUUCACACAGUGUAAUAUUCUUAAUAUUAAAUUUUCAAAUAAAUGAAUAUACAUAUUCAUAUACAUAUAGAAAGCACAGACUGUUGGAGGAGGGGGUAAUUUUGUUUUACCAAUUUGUACAUUUUACUCUGGAUUCUCUAUGUACAUCUAAAUUCUUUAGAAGCCAUGUAAUUUCAAACUGUAUAAAUUUGUACUUUUUUUAUGUUAUGCUGAAUGAAUUUAAAUUAUAAUUAUAGUACCAUAAAUAAUAUAUAUAUAACAUACCAUAACAGACAAGCAAUUAUAGUUAAUGCAAUAAUAAUUUAAUGUGAAAUUGUUGAGUAACAGUUUGAUAGAAUCUUAUUUUUACAAUGUUGAGAAUAUUUGAAAUAUUUAAGUGUUUAGAGUAGAUAAUGUACUACCUGUGAUAGACCAUUUUCCAUUUUAUUUUGGCUGAAAUCUCUAUUCUAUUUUAUUUUGGCUGAAAUCUCUAUUCUAUUUUAUUUUGGCUGAAAUCUCUAUUCUAUUUUAUUUUGGCUGAAAUCUCUAUUCUAGAUCACAUAAAAAUACACUGCUAGUCAUAUUAAAACACUGAAAGACGGAAGUUUUUAAAAACUUUUGUGUAAUAUAACAAGUCAUUUAACAACAUCCAUUAUGAAAAAGAAAACCACAAGUAAGUAAUUGAAUUUAUUAUGUUUGUGAUUUACAUUAGCUAAUGAUGUUUAAAGACAGAGCUUUAUUGUUACAUGGUGCAAACAUUUCAUUAAAUGUUGUAUGUUUUAAUUAAUACCAGAGCAGAUUUUAUUACCACGUACUUGUAUUUUUAAUCUGGAGUUGACUGGAUUUUAUUAUAUGUUUUAAGUUUUACCAACUUGGGAUUUUACUCAUUUAUGUAUACUGUACCAUAAUAUUUUUUUAUGAACAAAUGUAAAAGUGGAUUUCUUUAAAGGUUUUACUUAAGCAGGACCGUAUGCAUGAGGGGUGUACCCACCAAAAUUACCAAAGGUCUGCAUCUUUUCUAUCAAAUUGGUUUAUUUUUUAUUUUUUGUGUGUUUUUUUUUGCCAUUGUUGGUCCCAUCAUGAGGAAUUCGCACCCCCACCCCAUCCCCCAUUAAAAAUCCUGUGUAGGGCCUGUCAAGUAAAGUUAAUUUCAGGAAAUGAUUAAUAUUUUCUGAUUUUAUAGAGGAUAAUAACGGAGUUAAAAUUAUUAUAAAAUUUAAGUACAGAGUGAAAUAAGUUUCACUUGUCAGAAGCUUUGGCAAGUGACAAAUAAAAAUUAUUUCAUGAGGGACAUAAUUUUAAUAAUAACUGGUAUUCAUGUUGGUUUUUCUAGUUUAAUACCUCAGCUAUUUUUGUUUUCUCUAAAAGCCUUUUAUUUUCGAUAUCUAUACAUGUACAUGUAUAUAGAAAUGAUGUACUUUUACCACUUUACAAACUGUUCUGAUCAAUAUUGCAAUAACAUUGUAUUUGAUUCACAUUUGCAGAUAAUUUUCAAAAAAUAAAAGUUCUAUUUAUUCUGUAAAAGAAAUCUAUAAUGAAUUGUAUUAAAAUAACAUUUUAAACUACAUGUAUGUGACAUCGUUUGUGUGUUCACCCAGUCGUGAUGACAUCGUAUUUAGUACAAACAAGAUCAUUGGUUUGUAAGAGUCAAAUCGUCCAGUAAUAUUGUACAUUACACCAAUGCAUGAUAAUUUCUUAGUGAGAAAUGUUUUAUUUUUAUUUGCCCGGUUAUGAGUGCCCUCUGGGGUAAGAAAUUCAUGUAUUUUGUACUGAAAGAACUUGGUGCUGUGUUUGGGGUGCUUCUUUUAAGUUGUUAUACAAUGUUACACUGUUAUACAUGUACAAUGUUAAGUAUUUUCUGGUGCCUGUUGAUGUAUAAAUUAUACACAAGCAUUGCCUGGACAUAUAAUGAUUAUUAAAGUAGUACAAGUGUCUUAUGAUUAAUGUAUAUGCGUCAUGUAGAAACCUGAUCAUCUAAUUAAUAGUGUAUCACUGAAUCAGUUGGUAUUUAUACCAGAAUUCUGUUAUAUAAGCGUAGUUACAGUUUGACUUUUGAUUCUUUAUCUCUCAGUGCUCACCCGAGAUGUGAUGAUCCACAGGAUCGAUUACCUUCAAUGGACUCGUGGGUUUUUCCCCCCAUCCCAGCCAGUACACCAUGAUUGGUACAUUAAAGUCUGGUAUGUACUGUCCUGUCUAUGGGAAAGUGCAUAUAAAAGAUCCCUUGCUGUUUUAUCAAUAGAAGUAGUCUGGUGGCAACGUGUUCUCUCUCUCUCUCUGUCUCUCUCUCUGUCAAUGUGCUCUAAUGGUGUUGUUAAACAAAACAAACUUUAACUCCGUCUGUCUGUGUGUGUGUGUCUCUCCCUCUCUGUCUGUCUGUC